Messenger RNA from Miscanthus lutarioriparius, 261 nucleotides. Lineage: Eukaryota; Viridiplantae; Streptophyta; Magnoliopsida; Poales; Poaceae. The record is from the annotation of a GenBank genome assembly.
AUGGCGGCGCGCGGGCUCGGCCUAGGGAGCCGUGGCCGGCCUUGCGGCGGUGGCGGAGGGCCAGCCUGGGGGCGACACAGGGUCAGCGGCGGAGGUCCGGUCUGGGGCCAGCCUGGGGGCGACACAGGGGCAGUGGCGGAGGUCCAGCCUGGGCUCGGCGGGGGCUGCGGCGGAGAUCCGGCCUGGGGGCGGCGGUGGAGGACCGGCCUGGCUGCCUGUUGCUAUCCGGCCGGGGGAGCUGCACGCGGCGCCGUCGCCUGA